UAGAACCAGAAACACACACCAUGAUUGACCAGCAGCACAAGUCCAGCCAUCACAAAUCAGAGAGGAUUGACCACCAUCACAAGUCCAGCCGCAGAUCAGAAAAGAAGCGUUCCGACAAACCACACAAGGUGAAGAGCCACGAUCCGCUGAAGAAACAGAAGAAGCGGGCUCUGAAGAAACUCCGUCGAAAGGCCGCCAACGUGAACUUCCCCUACCAACUGUUCCUGUACCGCCAGGAACUAAAGCGAUCCAGCACCGAUUUCUCCUAUCUGCGCCUCUCGAAGGCCAAAAUCGCGCUGACCUCGCAUCUCAUUGCCAAAAAGAUGGGCAGCUGCAGCCCCAUGGGCACUGUGGAUGAACUAAAGGAACUCAGCCGGGAGGUGCAGUUCCAGAAACGUCUCUGCCACCAAGUGGAGCGCCUCCAACAAUUCCGGCAACUCGGACUCACCGAGAUGAUCCUUAAUGGCAAGAAGACGACCCUGUAAUCUGGGCAAAUCGCAAGGAGUACCUUGGAACAGGCUGUUAGGCUGGGGCUGGGCAUUAUCUUAAGUUAGUCGGUAGCUUUUAGGUUGUAAUAUUUUAUCAAAUAAAAUAUCACACUGAAAUUGCAAAAAGGUUUUUGGACAUCACUUGAAAUGAUCAUAGCUUUAAUUUGGGUUAGACAAGUUCGUAAUGCCUGCGAACUUUUAUAUUUUAUAUGUCUUUAAAGUCUAUAAAACUCAAUUCAGUUCUAAGUAAGUUUAACAAUAUAAAAUGAUAUAAGCUUGUAUUAUUUUUAUAAUUGAGAAAGAUUUUUUUGACUUCUAAUAAUAUUUAAUAAUGUUAAAAGCAAAACCAUUUUGUUAUGACUGUUUAAAAUAGAUCAAUACAUAAAUAAUAAAUUUAAAGUUUUUAAGUAAAGUAAAAAGACCAUACUUUAAUAGUCACUCAUUAAAUCUAACAGAAUAUGAGUAAAAAUGAAUUUACCUAAUUGUAUUUAAUUUACUUUAGUUUUGCUGCUCUGCUCAAUUCUGUGCUCUGGUCAGAAUGUCACAAAAAAGAACGACAGCCAGGAGGUCAUUAGAGUGAAGGUA
Drosophila rhopaloa is the source of this 1073-nucleotide messenger RNA. RefSeq lists its product as uncharacterized. The transcript has a single exon. The coding region runs from base 21 to 485 and encodes 154 amino acids. The record is from RefSeq and is a predicted model, not a curated record. Lineage: Eukaryota; Metazoa; Arthropoda; Insecta; Diptera; Drosophilidae.